GUGUUUAUAUUCUGUAUAAAAUCUAAAGUGGUUGUGGUGUUUUCCUGGACUAUUAAAGUGUACAUGUUUUGACAGACAUUGCCUUUCAUGAUUUGAUACUCGGAAGUGAAUAAUCUAGGAUAAUAUUUGUGUGAUCUGAGGAGUUCCCACAACUUCCACUGCCAACCAAGGUGACCAUCCACUCCCAUCGUCGACCAAGGUGGACACCCCUUUAUUUCUACUGACCAUCCAAUCCACCCCUACCACAAGCCAAGUGGGUCCAUCAUGAGCUGCAGAAAGAGAAAAACAGACCAGGAGACAGAAAAAAAUACUCUCAGGAAAGAGCUUGACGAGACACAAGAGAAGCUUGGGAAGAGAGAAAAGGAAAUUGAAAAGCUAAAAGAGGAGCUUGAGAAGAGGGAAAAGGAACACUCAAAGGAGCUAGAGGAUAUUAAAAAUGAUCACCCGAAGGAGCUGGAGAAGAUUAAAAAGGAACACUCAAAGAAGCUAGAGGAGAUUGAAGAGCAACACUCAAAGGAGCUAGAGAAGAUUAAAAAGGAACACCCAAAGGAGAUGGAGAAGAUUAAAGAGAUUAAAAAGAAACACUCAAAGGAGCUAGAGGAGAUUAAAAAGGAACACUCAAAUGAGCUAAAGAAGAUUAAAAAGGAACACUCAAAGGAGCUAAAGAAGAUUAAAAAGGAACACUCAAAUGAGCUAGAGGAGAUUAAAAAGGAACAUUCAAAGGAGAUAGAGAAGAUUACAAAGGAGCUAGAGAAGACUAAAGAUGACAAAGAAAGGUUACAAGAUCAGAAUAAAACUCUCAGAAAAAUUUCUAAGGGCAAGGAUGCGGGUGCGAGUGCUUCACCGCAUACAGAUAAAGAAGUGGGCCUCAUGUUCAGUGCUGCAGUUACCCCUUUGGGUGGAGAGGGUAGUCCAACAGACUUUGGCAUUCCUGCUCAAAAAUGUGAGGCUACUGACAUGUCCCAAGGACCAAAACAAGUGGAGACUUGUAAACAAGUGGGGGCAAACAAUAGAUCUGAGACCCCGAGAGAUCCCAUUUCUGUUUUGAAGACUGGAGAAGGUCAUAAUUAUGACUCAAAAAGCCGAAACAGCGUCCAAAGUACUAACAGUAGUACAGUUCAAAAAUAUAAGGAACCUAAAGGCAAGGUUCCCGCUGGCGAUCGCCAUUAUCACAAUGCAGGUCCUAACUCAGGAUCAAGACCUUCAAACAAUUAUGAACAAAAUAAGUUGUACAGUAAAGCUGUUACAGGUCACCAUAGGGCUGCAGAAAAUCUGACUACCGACGACGAAUGGCCAUCAUUAGCUGAGUCCAAGAACUCAGAGCAGAAACAUUUGCCCAACACAAAUGUUCACACCAAGGGCGCCACUGAUUAUCUGUCCACUUCUGGUGCGAAUUGGAAUGGAGCUUCAGCGCGUGGUGACGCAAAUUUAGUACACUCUCGUGGAGAACGUUUAGGUUCAGACCGUGCAGAUACUAUAAAUGUUGGCCUUCGGCAGAACUGUGCAUUUUGUUCCAUGGGCUAUGACCUGGACCCGGCUAAAGCAAAGGAAAUUGAUAACUACCAAAUGCGAUGCAUACUGAUGGACUUCCAACAACAUGUCCAUGGUGCAGAAAUAAAUAAAUAUUUAGCAUCAUACUCAGCACUAACAUCAAACUGGAAGGAUAUUGUUGGUAAGGACCUGGUUAAUGCUUUUCAGAGGUCAGGGAAUAGGGAACCGUAUUCUGAUGAUGCGUCUGGUUUUUUUAGCUUCUGCAAAAACGUCUUUAGUCAUUUACUGGAGAAAAUAGCAAUCUAUUGGAAGGAAGGCAAUAAAAUGUUCAUUGACGAAUUAAACAAGCGCGAUAUUGCCAAUAAUGUAGAUUUUAUGAAAUUCAUAAAAAGCAAGUUUCCAGAUCUGCAAUCUCAUCUCGUGUCUGCGAUUUAUGCGAUCGAACAGAAGAAGAUUAAAAAAUAAAGUCAAAGUAAUAUUUUCCAUUUGUGCUUUCUUUUCCAAAUCUGUACCAUGGCAGUGGGGAACAUCAUUUCGAAUGAUAGCAUUGUUAUUAUUAUCAAUUAUGUAUUGACUAUUGAAUAUUAAUGACCUAAAUUUUCGUGUUUGUAAGUUUCAUUGUUAUUUAUGUUUGAAUUGGAUAGUAAUGAUUGCAAGCGUGUUUGAAAGUGUGCGUUGAUAUUAUAUAAAUAUUGUCAACAUGGGGGAAAUACUGUUAUCCGAGGCGAAGCCGAUGGUAACAGUAUUUACCCAAAUGUUGACAAUUUGUACUGUCACACUGGAAGCCAUGCAAUAUUUAUUUUAUUAUACUGAACACAGUUACAUAUUCAUAUAUAACUAUUUUUUACCAUUACACAAGUUUAAUCAAUUUAUUCUGAAAUUAUUGUUUGUUUACAUUAGCUGUCAUUUUGUUGCAAAUGUCGUUCAGAAAUAAUGCAAACACCGGUUGUAACCAGAUUUACAACACAUUUUAAUAAGCGCUCAGACUUGGGAAACCAAAAAAUGCCUAUUUUUAGACGCGCAUGCUAUGUGACAGUAUCAUGUCAACCGGUCAAAACGGUACUGUCAGUGUGUGACAGUACGAAAUUGCCCAUGAUGGGUAUAUGAGAAAUCAACAUGGGCAGGUCACGUGAGGUAUAAUAUAUCAUUUUAUUCAUUUAUUGUAAUUGGUGGUCAUGUUUUUUUAUGUUUUUCUAUUAAUGAUUCAAAAUCACAUGGCACAAAUCCUGCCAACAUUGAACUCAAGUGUUGAUGAUCGUGCUUCUGACAUAACCAACUCGUUAUUAAAAAUAAUAAUAAUUGAAGAGUAAAAAUUCCAAUUUUUUUUCUUUUUCCAAUUUUGUAACCUAGGUUUUUGAGGAUCAUACAACGCUUCCAAUGAAAGGCAAAGCCUUGUUUUUUUAUAUAUUAUUAUUAAAUGCAGUCUAUUGAUGUGCCAUCCAUGACCUACAUAACAUUCCUGUGUUUGUAUGUUUCAUAGUUUUUAGUUUAUGUUGGAAUGCAAUAGUUCUUACGGCAAGCUUCUUAUAAUGUUAGAAAAGAAUUCAUUGAUUUAUCAGUUCAUUCAUUUUACAUCUUUGACAUUGUAAUUGUUAGUCAUGUUUUUUUCAUGUUUUUUUCAUUAUGUUUCAUUGUUUUUUAUAUAAAAUAUUAUGCAUAUAUAGAGUAACUUUUUAGGUGUGAAAUGUACUGUAACCAGAACUAUUAUGCAACAAGUUUUUCAAGUUAGUCUGAUACAUGUGAUUAUCUUAAAGGUAAACCAUCCAUCAUUAGGAUGCAAAUAUAUGUUAGUGCAUUUUAGAUUAUUUUUAUUUUUAAUUUAUAUUGAUGAACCAUAUAUUAUUUUUGCGUGGAUUACAUUUUUUGAAUAACACCAUAAUGACUUUUUUAUUAUGAUUUUAUAUAUUAUUGAAAGGUAAUUAAACAACAUUUAACUAUGAUUAGAUAGCAGUUUUAUUUAGUUGUUCCUUAAAUGACAGAUCUAUAUAAAAAAACUCUUAGUGUAAACUUAAAAACAAAUUUCAAACUUAACAUUUUAUCACUUUAAAAUAAAACUUUACCAGUAGAUUAUUUUUUACAUCAAUGAUGGAUGGAUUACCUCAAAACCAUUUCUAUAUUAAACUAGUUUAAUUUGUAUGUUCCAAUCAGUUACAAACUUUAGUUGGAUGUUCCAUGAAGCAUAUGUACCUGUAUUUUGCUGUAAUAGACAAUUUUAUUUCCAUAAAGAAAAUCAUA
This is a messenger RNA of Mya arenaria, 3726 nucleotides long. Its product is annotated as J domain-containing protein DDB_G0295729-like. Bases 265 to 1956 code for a protein of 563 amino acids. The record is from RefSeq and is a predicted model, not a curated record. The transcript is spliced from 12 exons. Lineage: Eukaryota; Metazoa; Mollusca; Bivalvia; Myida; Myidae.